AUUUUAUUUCUGAUUCGGGCUAUUUGUGAAACAGAUUUUGAUUUCGUUUAAGCAAAUCUAAUAAUAAGAUUAUAUUUUGAUUACCCAUUCAUUUGAACUUAUUGUGAACGAAACACAACUCUUCGAUUUAUCGAUUGCGCCAUCGAAAGCUCUCAAUUACGCUCUGAUUUAGUGGGCGGCAGUGUUUACAAUGUCGUCGUUAGAACGCAAACUGAUUCUGGUCACAGGUUUCGGUCCAUUUCUGGGUCAUGAGGAGGUCAAUGCCAGCUGGGAGGCUGUACAGCUGUUGCCCGAAACGCUAACCUACGAGGGCACAGAGUAUCAGUUGGAGAAACGAAUGGUACCUGUGGAAUACGCGGCCGUUGAUGAGGCAGUCGCAGAUAUUUGGCAGCGGCAGCCAGAGUUGGUCGUGCAUGUCGGCGUUUCUGGGAUUGCCAAGUGCGUGUGCGUUGAGAAACUCGCCUAUAAUCAUCAAUUUCGACGUCCCGAUAAUGCGGGUCAGUAUUUAGACAACUCCAGUUGCUGUCUACCUCACAAUGCAAAGGCAAAUGUUUUGCGAACUGGAUUAAAUGUUGAUAAGAUUGUGGAUGCCGUAAAUGCAACUUGUAAAGAUUGCGUGGCUCCAGCACAAACCGUAAAUGAUAAGGCUCUGGAGGCAACGAGAGUAUCCAAAAAUGUUGGUGACUUCCUCUGUGGUUAUAUAUAUUUGAAGUCAUUGGACGCGGAUUGCAAACGAAGCCUGUUUGUCCAUGUUCCUCCUAUUGAUAAGCCCUUUAGCACGGUACAAACUGCAGAUAUUGUCCAUAAGAUAAUUGAACAAUGUGUACAACAAUUGGCCGCCUGUGAUUGUCCGUGAAGUUCGCACGAAAACAGACAACAAUCUUCGAUGCAUUUGUAUUGUUCAGUAUUUUCCUGAAUUGUUAAAAUUAAAAUAAAUGCGAUUAUUGUUAUAGCUGAUAUUCUAUUUAUAGGGUUCACCUGUCAUAAUACGAUUACGAUUUAAACAAUUCUUAUUUGAACAUCUUUACACGUGCCAUCUGCAUUGUUUGUU
Molecule: messenger RNA, 1051 nt
Organism: Drosophila innubila
Lineage: Eukaryota; Metazoa; Arthropoda; Insecta; Diptera; Drosophilidae
Product: pyroglutamyl-peptidase 1
Exons: 2
Coding region: 191-856 (221 amino acids)
Biological process (GO): proteolysis
Cellular component (GO): cytosol
Molecular function (GO): pyroglutamyl-peptidase activity
Source: RefSeq, a predicted model, not a curated record